Salmo salar (Atlantic salmon) is the source of this 1590-nucleotide messenger RNA. The record is from RefSeq and is a predicted model, not a curated record. Lineage: Eukaryota; Metazoa; Chordata; Actinopteri; Salmoniformes; Salmonidae.
UGAGGCAGACUGACUGACAGUGAGAGAGACUAGUCUGGAAGACAGAACAAAAAAGGAAGUGACGUGACCCACGUGUGAGAGCCAGCAAACAGAGAGAGAAAAAAAAGUGUAUUGCGCCAGGGAUGGAACAAGGAAGUCAUGAGCAGAAGGGUGUGGUCGACUAACUAAUGGUUCCUGACGGACACACAGAGGAAAGGGACCGUGUAUGCUGCUCUGGAACAAGCUCUGGAACUACGCAACAACUCAGGAUGGACACCAAGAUUCAGCUGAGCUGGACGGCAGUAUGUCUGUUUCUCACACUACCAGGUGCGCCUACACAUGCCUCCUGUCCUGUUGAGCUCAAGCCUCCCAGAGUAGUGGUGAGGUAUGGAGACUCAGUCUCAGUCAACUGCACAUCAUCCACAGACCCCGAAGGGAUGGGGUGGGAGGCCACGUCCGGAGGUACAGAAUUGCAUGAAAAUGUCAACCUUGUCACCUGGACUGUGGAAAGCCUCAUAGACUGGACAAUAGAACCUAAAUGCUACAUCAAUCCACAAAAUGGAAGUCAGUGUACUGAGACUCUCCCUGUCAUUCUCUACAAGACUCCAGACAGCGUGUCUAUCUCUCCUCUGAGCCACUCUGGUCCAAUGAUGGAGGGGAAGGAGUACCAGCUGCAGUGUGACAUCCAGAACAUCGCUCCUUUACAGAACCUGGUUGUGAGGUGGUACAAAGGGAAUGAAACUAUAGAGACUCAAAGGUUUAAUGACUCCACAAAGGAAUCAGUGAAUAUGUCCUCCACUAUCACCAUCACCCACAGAAGAUAUGAGGGUGAAGUAGAGUACAGAUGUGAGGCAGAGCUGGACCUGGGACCAGAGGAACCAAAACCUUCUGCCUUAUCAAAACCUCUUAAAGUUACUGUUUACUUGACACCCUCUCCAACCACCUCUGAAAAUACCAUCAAGAGAACCAUCGCUCCUCUUGUUGCCUGGGAUGCAAAGUGGGAUGAAGCAUUCAAUUAUGGUGGUAAAAUAUGCCGGAUGCCUAGGUGUCAUGUGGGCACAGGGAAGUCGUACCAAGUGGCCAGAGAGUAGUGAGGGGACAAACGUGUUACUGAGUGGCCUCAAGAAGAGUUCAUCAGAGGGACAUGGUGAAACAACACUGAUACAACAGACCUUAUCGACCAUGUGCGUGUGUAUGUGUGUGUGAAAACGUUGUUGGACUAAUCUCUGAGUCUCUCAUUUCAGAGAUAAGAACGUGAGAUGUGUUUCAUGUGCCUUUCCCACAGACUCACUCAACAUUAUGAAAUUACCCCUCCCUCACUCUUCUAAAGACUUACCUGUAGUUUUGAAUGCAAGUUUUAUUAUACUUUGGCACUCAUGUUUCUAUGUAUAUUUUCAAAUGCUUCCAAAAUGUUACAGAAUACAUACUGUAGAUGUUACGUAGCUCAGAGGCGCCCCCAAGAGCACUGGAAGAGAUACUGAUCCUUUUUUCUCUGAUAUUCCAGAGAUGGCAAUUUCAUGCCUAGCUUUUCACAGAUUUUCAUGUAGAUUUUAUCUGUAGAUUUGUCACCAACGUGGAUGACAUUUUCUAUAAUAAAUCACAUACAUGUCC